Cotesia congregata is the source of this 207-nucleotide messenger RNA. The record is from the annotation of a GenBank genome assembly. Lineage: Eukaryota; Metazoa; Arthropoda; Insecta; Hymenoptera; Braconidae.
AUGAGAAGUCGGGAGAAAGUUCGCUCAGGACAAAGAGAAAAAAUAACAAUGGAAGAAAUAAAACAGAAAAAAAUAAGCUCGUUAAGUUUGAGCAAAAAUGGAGGUACCCUGGCAGUCGCGUACAGCAAUAAUCACACCGCCUGGUGUGAUCAUCAAUCUAGGAUAAAGUUUUACAAUUUAGAGCGCAAUGAUGAUAAAUUGCACUAA